Molecule: messenger RNA, 1200 nt
Organism: Lachancea nothofagi CBS 11611
Lineage: Eukaryota; Fungi; Ascomycota; Saccharomycetes; Saccharomycetales; Saccharomycetaceae
Source: the annotation of a GenBank genome assembly
AUGCGCUGGAUUGUAUUCUGUCUUGCAGGUACUCUGGCCAACGAACUGGUGACACUUUCUCCGACUACACAAGUUUUGACGACAGGUUCGUCCGAACAAGACAAAGCUACAGACUUGCUCGUUGGCGACAACAGCAUUUGCAACAGUAAGGAGUGCUACCCCAAGUUGUUUGAACCAGAGGCGUUCUGGAAAGAGAUCAGACCAUCACAGCACAUCCCUGCUGGGUUGGACAUUCGAAUGAACCUGGAAAACGGACGCCGAGAGGCAAAAUUGAACUCUGAAGCGAAACCACCAUCAGGAGUUCUGAGCGAGGACUCGUCUGUUGAAAACCCCGAGGACUCAACAGCUUACGAGUUUAGCCAGGAAUUUGCCAAAAUAAAUAAGCUAGCGGCUUCCCACGAUUUCGCAACGAUUGAGUCGAUACUGGAUGAUCUGCUAGAGUUCUCUCAUGAUUACAAGCAAGGCUAUAAGAUCAUAGUCCAUGAAUUCGGCCUUCUGAAAGAGCUCAUCUUUAGUGAAGAUACGCCACUCUCUACCAAGCAGAUGUCAUUAACGAUGCUAACUGGCUGUCUACGUAACAAUCCACCAGCCAUAUCAUACGUUCAGGCCAACGAUCCUAAUUUCACACAAGAGAUCUUUAGGGAGCUUACUGGAUUGGUUCACCAGCCUCCAAAACCACAAGUGGUAGUUUUGGUGAAGCGAUACUUGUCUAUUUUACAAGCUAUGCUUGGUGAAAAUAUUGAGCUUGACGAAGAUGUUUUAUUAAAGCUAUGCCAUUGGGGAGACCCUCAAAUCAAGAGAAGAGCACUAGAAAUUGGGUCCCAUUUGUUCAGCGAUUCCAAUCAUAGUGAUCAAUCAGGCCUCGGCAAAAGGUCCCCAUCUGCUUACGAAAUUCAAAAAUGGGUUGAUGAGUUUGCCAUGGGCCUCCAAGAUAAGAACGUUGAUGAGUUACAUAUUCGAAACUUUUUCAACAGCCUGUAUCACAUAAAGCAAGAAAUGGGCAAGAGUGUCAAAGUCGAUUCUUCUUUUCUAAAUUGGUUAAGUGAAGAAUCUGAAAACAGAAGAAGUCGUCUUGAGAACGGUCUUCACGAGAGGGAUCUUGAGCAAGAUGAGUUUGAUCGCAAGUUAGUCGACAGCAGACAUUUGAUUUUUGGCAACCCAAUGGCCCACCGUAUUAAGCGGUUCAAUGAUGAACUUUAG